Messenger RNA from Physella acuta, 1931 nucleotides. RefSeq names its product CCA tRNA nucleotidyltransferase 1, mitochondrial. Gene Ontology annotation, biological process: mitochondrial tRNA 3'-end processing; tRNA 3'-terminal CCA addition. Gene Ontology annotation, molecular function: nucleotidyltransferase activity; tRNA binding. Gene Ontology annotation, cellular component: mitochondrion. Lineage: Eukaryota; Metazoa; Mollusca; Gastropoda; Physidae. The record is from RefSeq and is a predicted model, not a curated record.
UAUUUCAUCAAUAGUAUUUUUAUUUAAUUUUGAUUACAUUAAAACAAAUUUCAAGUCAAUCACAGGUGAAACAAAAUAUACUAACUACAAAAUAUAUCUAAAGAGCCAACUUGUGGACUUUAAGUAUAAACUAGUCAUCAUAAGUUGAAUUAUAUGAAAGCAUAAAAUCUUCUUCAUGAACACCAAGGUAUUACAUUUAAGUGGGAUAAGGCGUUUAAAAUUACAUCUCAAAAGAUGUUUCUAUACAAGUCUCAACACAGAUGGAAAAUACUUGCCCAGACUUGUAGACGCUAAGGGCGCAGUACAGUGCAGCUCCCAGUGUAUAGCGUUAAGUAAAAUAAAAUUUUCAUUUGAUGCAGCUUUCAACACACCAACAGUUGUUUUUGCAAAGCGUCAGCUGAAAACUAUGAAAUUGGAAUCGCUUGAGUCUCUCCCUAUUUUCACACCAGAACUUGAGUGUCUGUUUAAACUGUUUGAAAAAUAUGGCUAUGAGUUACGUAUUGCGGGUGGAGCCGUGCGAGACAUCCUUAUUUGUAACGAUACUGUACCCACGGACAUGGACUUUGCCACUACUGCAACACCUUGUCAGAUGAAAGAAAUGUUUACCAAAGAGCAAGUUCGAAUGCUGAACAAGAAUGGUGAAGCUCAUGGAACUAUAACAGCAAGAAUAAAUGAUAAAGUGAACUAUGAGAUAACGACUUUAAGAAUAGAUGUAGUCACAGAUGGAAGGAGAGCAAAAGUUGAAUACACUAAGGAUUGGGAACUCGAUGCAAAUAGACGAGAUCUGACAGUUAACUCCAUGUUUUUGGGUUAUGAUGGAACAGUUUAUGAUUAUUUCAAUGGGUUAGAUGAUUUGAAAAACAAGCGUAUUCGUUUUGUUGGAAGUCCUGAGCAAAGAAUUAGAGAAGACUACCUUCGGAUACUUCGUUAUUUCCGGUUUUAUGGUCGGCUUGCUCCAGAUCCUGACAAUCAUGAGCAGGUUACUCUGGAUGCUAUAAGAGAGAAUGCAGCAGGCUUAGCAAAUAUUUCUGGUGAAAGAAUAUGGGUUGAAAUCAGAAAAAUACUUUGUGGUAGAAUGACAGCACACAUUUUAAAAUUAAUGAUUGAACUGGGCAUUGGUCAAUAUAUUGGUUUGCAGAAAGCGUCAAAUUUUAGAGAGUUGUAUUUGGUAUGUGAGAGGACUGAAGACGUUUCAUAUCAUCACAUGACCAGGAUGACAGCGUUGUUAGAUGACGAAGCUGACGUAUAUAAGUUGCAUGAAAGAAAUAAAUUAUCCAAUGAGGAACUUGCAAUGGCUUUAUUUAUUGUUAAACACCGUGGAGACAAGAUGGAAGACGACCUGCAGAGCUACUGCAUAGAUUUGCACACAGAUUCCAGUGGUGGAGAUACCAAAGUCACCAACAAAAUAGUUGAAUUAAUGAAAUAUUGUGGUCAUCACAAAAUGGCUGAAGAAUUUCCUAGUGUCAAAUUGCCACAGUUGCCGGUGUCCGGACAUGACUUGACACAAAAUAAUGUUCCUCGUGGGCCAAAGUUUGCUUCCACACUUAAUGAGCUGAGAAAGAUUUGGAAAGACAGCAGGUACACACUUAGCAAGGAGGAGCUCAUCGAGAAGAUACCUCAGGUGCUGGAAAAUCUGCCUGAAAACUUUAAGAAAAAAAAGAAAAACUGAAUUAACUCAUUUCUUUUUGUUUCAUUAAAAACUUUUGAUACAAAACUUAAAAGUGUUUGCCUGCUUUUAUUAGACCACAUGGCACAGUGAAUGUUGUCUCAUACAUUCAAUCACCAAGGGCUGACAAUGUUAGUGGGGUGUUAGCCUCAUUUGGCUAUGGCUGUAGGUCAAGGUGUUAGCCUCAUUUAUCUAUGGCUGUAGGUCGCUUAAGUUUCUCAAACUGAUGAAUUAGGAAGUGCUUGAAGCUAGUCUAUUUGGAGCU